This is a messenger RNA of Benincasa hispida (wax gourd), 1228 nucleotides long. RefSeq names its product defective in cullin neddylation protein (DUF298). Lineage: Eukaryota; Viridiplantae; Streptophyta; Magnoliopsida; Cucurbitales; Cucurbitaceae. Gene Ontology annotation, biological process: protein neddylation. Gene Ontology annotation, cellular component: ubiquitin ligase complex. Gene Ontology annotation, molecular function: ubiquitin-like protein binding; cullin family protein binding; ubiquitin conjugating enzyme binding. The record is from RefSeq and is a predicted model, not a curated record.
AAUCAAUGAAAAGGAAAUUAGAAAGACGAAAGGCUAAAGUUCUGCUAUUCUCCAAUUUGCUGCGACAAAAAAUCAAUCUUCUUCUUUGCGUUCUCUUCUUAUCUCCUCCAUCGCAAUCCAAUUGCUCAAGAACAAGAAGAACAAUAAGAAGAAGAAGAUGCGGCGCUCUGCUACAAGAAAAACCGGUCAACCCAAUUCAACUUCCGUUAAUUCUUCCGCCGUCGAUCUCUUUCGCUCCGCCUCAAGUAGAGCAAGCUCAAAAGAGUUGGAACGAAUUGAUAGCCUAUUUUACUCAUAUGCCAAUGCCUCUUCUGGUUUGAUCGAUCCAGAAGGAAUUGAAAGUCUUUGUUCAGACAUGGAAGUGAAUCACACUGAUGUUAGGAUCUUGAUGCUUGCUUGGAAAAUGAAAUCUGAAAAGCAAGGAUAUUUUAACCUGGAAGAAUGGCGCACAGGCCUCAAAUCCCUGAGGGCUGACACUGUUAGUAAAUUAAAGAAGGCGCUACCAGAUCUCGAGAAAGAGGUAAGGAGGCCGUCAAACUUUGUGGACUUCUAUUCUUAUGCAUUUCGGUAUUGUUUAACAGAGGAGAAGCAAAAGAGUAUUGACAUAGAGAGUAUAUGCGAGUUAUUGGAUCUUGUUUUAGGGUCUCAGUUUCAUCCCCAAGUCGAUGCUUUUGUUGAAUACUUGAAGAUACAAAGUGACUAUAAGGUUAUUAACAUGGAUCAAUGGAUGGGCUUCUUUCGAUUUUGCAAUGAGAUAAGUUUUUCCGACCUGAGCAAUUACGACUCGGAGCUUGCUUGGCCAUUGAUCCUCGACAAUUUUGUUGAAUGGUUGCAAGCAAAACAGAAUUAAAAAAAAAACCUGAUGUGUUCCAUCAUGCAAUGUAUUUUGAUGAUAUACGCCACAGUUGUUGAAGCAAGCUCACCAUCGAUUACACGUUUGCAUAGCAGCAGUAUUUUCAACUAUAUCUUCUUUCCCCCCCCCCCUUUUUUUACUCUUUUUUAACUUCUCUUUGAAAUCAGUGGUCAUUCCCAUUAUGUUCAAAUUAUCAUUUCAAACAUUCAUGGAUUAUUCUUCUGCUAAUUUAUUGAAGUUUCUUCCUGUAUUUUUGUGGCCUCCAUUCUUCAUCAUGUUACUUUAGCUAUUCAAUUGAUAUUGACUCACUAUUUUGACAGACUUUUUAUCCAUGAAAUGAAACAGCAGCUCAAGCUGAAAUUUGCCCGACAGCAA